GGCGCGGGAUUCAAACUCCCGGAAGGGGCGUCCGCCCCGGAGGGUGUGGAGAGGCGACGCGAGUGCAGAGCUUCACCUUCUUGCCGACUGGCGGCCAGGCGCAGCGGCCGCGGAGGGUGGCGACCGGGCGUCCAGUGGCGGCUGCACCCGGGCGGGACCGGACCGGAACACGCGCGACGCGGACUCGGUGGGCUGGGCGCGGCCGCCGGACUCAGUCUCAUGCCCCUUUCCCUGACGCUCGCUUCGUGCCUGGUACCCGGCUGGGCGCUUUUCCACCGUUGUCUCUUCAGUUCCUUCUUUUGACUUUGCGCAACUUGGUACUGUCUUGUCAACCCAGUAUAUCAGCUCCACAGUGUGAAACCAACCAAGCAUUAAGAAGGAACUUCCUGGGCCGGGGAUUUAGCUCAGUGGUUCCGCCACCUGCAAGCGCAAGGACCCAAGUUCGAUCCCCGGUACAAAAGAAAAAGAGACUGCACUUCCUAUGCAACAGAUUCCAGAGACACCUUGCAUUUGCCUUAAGAUCAUUUCAGAGAUGUCUUCCAGAAGUUCUAAAGAUUUAAUGAAGAGUAAGUGGGGAUCAAAGCCUAGUAAUACCAAAUCAGAAACUGCAUUAGAGAAACUGAAAGGAGCAGUGGAUGAACUCACAAGUGGAAAAGGAAAACUUACUGAAAAAGACAGACACAGACUUUUGGAGAAAAUUCAAGUUCUUCAAUAUGAAAGGGAGAAGAAUGUUUAUCACCUCACAGAGAAGGAAAAAGAAAUACAGCGACUCAGAGACCAGCUAAAGGCUCGAUACAGUACCACUGCCUUGCUUGAACAGUUGGAAGAGAAAACGAAGGAAGGUGACAGGAUGGAACAGUUGUUGAAAUCCUUAUCUGAAGAGACAGAUUCAUUGAAGAAACAGUUGUCUGCUGCAAUGGCAAGACUUCGUGAAUUUGAAAACCAAGCCAGUACACUUCAUUUAUCACAGGCUGUGGCUGCAAGCUCAUCAAUGAGUAAUGCUCAUGAGUUGGAAAUACAGCUGAAAGAUGCUCUGGAGAAAAAUCAGCAGUGGCUUGUGUAUGAUCAGCAGCGAGAGGUCUUCGUUAGGGGACUGUUAGCAAAGAUCUUUGAGCUGGAAAAGAAAAUGGAAACAUCUGCUCCUUCACUCCCACAGCAGACAGAAAAGGCUGAAUCAGAAGGUGAUGUUCAAGAAGAGAAGCAAAAAUAUUACAGCCACCUCUUGGCAAAUGCCAAAAAAGAUCUUGAGGUUGAAAGACAAACCAUAACUCAGUUGAGUUUAGAACUUAAUGAAUUUCGAAAAAAAUAUGAAGAAGCUCAGAAAGAAGUUCAAGAUUUAAAUCAGUUGUUGUGCUCACAAAGAGAGGCAGAACUACAACAUCUGGAAGAUGACAGACAUAAAACAGAGAGAAUAGAAAGACUCAAGGAAGAGAAUAGUAUUGCCAGGGGAAAACUCGAAGAAGAGAGGAAGCGAUCUGAAGAGCUUUCAUCUCAGGUCCAGUUUCUUUACAUGUCUCUGUUAAAGCAGCAAGGGGAAGAAACAAGAGUGGCUCUGUUGGAACAACAGAUGCAGUCAUGUACUUUAGACUUUGAAAAUGAAAAACUUGGCCGCCAAGAUAUGCAGCACCAAUUGCAUGUAAUUCUUAAGGAACUUCGGAAAGCAAGAAGUCAAAUAACACAGCUAGAAUCCUUGCAACUUCAUGAGUUUCCCUUCACAGAGCCAUUAGUCACUUUCCAAGGAGAGACUGCAAACAAAGUUAAAGUUGCCUCACCAAGAAGUCCCACUGCUGCACUAAACAAAAGCCUGGUGGAAUGCCCCAAAUGCAACGCACAGUAUCCAGCCACUGAGCAUCGAGAUCUGCUUGUCCAUGUAGAGUACUGUUCAGAGUAGCAAAAUGGUUAUUCUUUGUUUUUAUGCCAAAAGAUUUCAUACUCUAUCUUCUGUUUGCUCAUGGAUAUUUCCAAUUACAUUUCCCACCUCUGGCUUAAGAAGCUGCCUAUCUGCCUUUGACACUCUGGCGUGUGAAUGAAUCGUUGUAUUUUUUAGCUGCUUUGCAUUUUCCUUGGCAGUGAUACCUCCACGGUAUUGCUCAUCAUCAGGCUGCAGUGACAGAAUGUGGUGAGCAGUUUGUACUGAGACUACUAAUGUUUUGCAUGGUUAAAGUACUUGAUAAAGAAAAGGUAGUUCAGGUUGUUGCUUGUGGGUUAAAUCUGUUGUACCAGCAAGCAAAUAUUUUGUAUUAUGUGGGUUUUUUAAAAAUCAAAAGUAAUUAAUUGUGUUGACAUUUUUAUCUAAGAUGCUAGUGUAGCAACAGUUCUAAUUUUAAUGACCAUGGGUUCAUUUUUUUCCUGGCUAUUUUACACCAGUUAAUAGAAAUGUUGGGAAUUUUUAUAAUCUUUAUUGCUGCUUGCUGUUGAAACUAUAAACCCAGCUAUAUGCUAAGAGAAAAACUAAUUCUGCAUGAGAAAUACUCUUAGUAGCCACAUGCAAUGUUUUCUCUCAUAGUGUCUGGCUUUAACUUUUAACCUAAAUUUCAUUAGCACACAUUGGUUAGCUAAAAUGGCUAAAAUUGAAAACCAUCUAGCCUUCUUUGAUUUGCAGAUAUUUUGUUUUUUUAUUAUUUUUGGCACUCCUACAUCUGGGCAAUGUAAUUAUUAAAUAUUUGUUUUCUGAAUAGAUAUUUUUAUAUAUGCUUUGUAUAAAAAAAGUUUUUUAAAUUCAGAUUUUCACUAUGCUUAACACUGGGCUACUGUUAACAAUAUAAAAGAGAAAAAAUAAAAUUAUUUAAUAACUUUUACUGUAUCUAGUAUAUAUGUAUAUGUAGUAGCUAUUCUAAGGUUUCUACCCCAAGAGGAGGAGUGUUGGAGGUUCCAGAUUAACAUAUAUUGUAAGAUGAUAAUGUAGUUGAGGAAAUAGGAGGACCAGCAACUCUGUGACGGUGGCAA
This is a messenger RNA of Heterocephalus glaber (naked mole-rat), 2946 nucleotides long. The record is from RefSeq and is a predicted model, not a curated record. NCBI's taxonomy places the organism in Eukaryota, Metazoa, Chordata, Mammalia, Rodentia, Bathyergidae.